AUGGCGGGGCCCAAUGGCUUCAUCGCGGCGGUAACGGGACAGGCUCACGAGGUGCCUUUUGUGGGGCAGAGAACAGACUCGGUCCCCGCUGCCAAAGAAAAUAUUAUCACCCAUGUUUUCCACGACAACAACAACAACAACAACAACAACAAGCAAGAACACGCACCACCACAGACACGGCAAGAUUCGAGGCAAAGGUUGGACAUGUUUCUGGACAACAGCCAAUGCUCUCAUUCUAUGUCUGCUCCUACCCCCUAUUCACCAGGAUCGCAUCUACCUCUGCUAGAAAUGAACGAAUCGCUCCCAAAUGCAACCCAGACCAGAAACGCUUUUUGCGACCUAAAGGCGGAAGUGAUGAAAAAAAAAUAA
Molecule: messenger RNA, 369 nt
Organism: Plenodomus lingam JN3
Lineage: Eukaryota; Fungi; Ascomycota; Dothideomycetes; Pleosporales; Leptosphaeriaceae
Source: RefSeq, a predicted model, not a curated record